This is a messenger RNA of Magnolia sinica, 2213 nucleotides long. RefSeq lists its product as uncharacterized. The transcript has 7 exons. The coding region runs from base 235 to 1863 and encodes 542 amino acids. Gene Ontology annotation, cellular component: preribosome, small subunit precursor; nucleus; cytosol. Gene Ontology annotation, biological process: ribosomal small subunit export from nucleus; ribosomal small subunit biogenesis. NCBI's taxonomy places the organism in Eukaryota, Viridiplantae, Streptophyta, Magnoliopsida, Magnoliales, Magnoliaceae. The record is from RefSeq and is a predicted model, not a curated record.
CGUUUUGGCGAGAGGAGUAGAGAGGGAAGGCGGUCGUUGCAGACAAAGAGAUUGCAGAAAGGGAGGGCGGUCGUUGCAGACAGAGAGAGAUUGCAGAGAGGGAGAGUGCGUUUCUCCAUCUUCCCCUCUUUAAAAAAAUCCGACCGUUGAGCCUGUAAGUGGCUUACAGGGAAGUGACUUCUCAUCCCAUCGCCUGCAGUUUUUUGGUAGAUUUGCCUGUAAGUUACUUACAGGAUGGGCCGGAAGAAGAAAUUCAUUGACAAGAAGAAUUCUGCAACAUUUCAAUUGCUGGCUCGAGACUCUUCCGAUCCAAACAAUUCCCACUCCGCCAAUGGUAGCGAUCGCGUCUUCGUUAGGGUAGACAAUAAUCAAUACUUAUCUCAGGGCUUCCUAGAUGAUGUUGAUGAAAAUGAAACCACCAGCCAUAAUUCCAGAAGUCCCCAUCUCGACGGUCCCGAUUCGAUAUUCGCUGAUGCUCCUGGUGAUGAUGAUGAUGAUCAGAUUGGUGGGGCCCAAAAUCCAGUUCUGGCAGCGAAAACAACAAUGGCAAUAGGAAGCCUUCCUGAUCACAUACGGAGAGAGAUUUUGGAGCUUGGAUUUCCAGACGACGGUUAUAAUUAUCUCCUCCACUUGCGUGAAAUCAGGGCAGCUGGAGGUGGUUCUUCCUUUUUUCAUAACAGCAAGGCCAAGCUCGAUCAGGUCCCACUCGAUGUAAAGGCUUAUGACUCUUCAAGAGUACGGAUCCAUUCUGAAAUCGACAGUGGAGAUUCAAGUGCCAAUUCAAUGUAUAACGUUGCGUCGAAGACGGUUGGUGUGAAGAUUCAGAAAGCUGUCGAUCCAGAUGUAGCUGCGCUGCUUGAUGACAGUGAUUUAUCACGGUUUGGAUCAGAUGUGGAGGACUUGGAAGAGGAUUUUGUGGUUCAAGCUAAUGUUCCUGAAGAUGGGGAGGAGGAGAAAAUCGCUGAGUAUCCUUCUCAGGUGCAGGAAGUCGAGUUGAUUCAUGGGGCUGAUUUGAAAAGUCAUGAGCAGGAAGGUGAAAAUGAGUUUGGUGGUGAGAAGCCUAGAGUACGUCGUCUUCUAGAUGAGCAAUUUGAUUUGCUUACCCUACGGGAGUAUGACAGAGACUGUGAUAGUGAUGAUGAUGGUUCAUUCACCGCUGAAAAUGAAUCCUUUGCACUGAAGCUGAAUCAUGCUCUUAAAGACCAUGUAAUGGAUGACCUUGAACUCGAUGACCAGUAUAGAGUUCCCGGUGAUUUCAUUCAUGGGGAUCAAGAAUCAAGCAAAGGGAAACAAAUGGACUUCUCUGCUGAUGUGAUCCGCAAGUGUGCAGAAUACGCUGAAAUGUACAGUAAUGAAAACCAAGAUAAUGCGGACAUGAUGGUUCUGCAGGAAAGCAGCGAUGAAUCUGAGGUGUGGGACUGUGAGACUAUUGUUUCUACUUAUUCAAAUCUUGAUAACCACCCUGGGAAAAUACAAGCUCCAGAAAAGCCUAGGAAGAGACUUGCCAUAGCUAUCUCUGGUGCUUCAAGUAACAACAAUCAUGUGAUUUCUCUUCGAGGAAAGGAGAAGCUUCCGGUGGAGUUUUUGCCAAUGGGUAGGAAAAAUGUCAUGGAAAAGGAGAAGAAAGCACCAAGCUUGGGAGAUCACCGGCAGAAGAGGAGGCCACAUGGUGAGGAGUCAAAGGAGGAAAAGAAAGAACGCAAGUCUGCUAUAAAAGAGGAGAGACGGGAAGCACGGCGUGCAAAGAAAGAAUUGAAGGAACUAUACAAGUGUGAGGCUCAGCGGGCUCAGAAGGUUGCUGCUAUUUCAGCGCCAUCUUCUAUCCAUCUCAUAUCGUUGGGUCAAAAGGCCAUUUCUGGAUAAGUCAGGUAAGCUGCCGUUUGAGGGUGUUUUAUAACCUGACGCAACGUACUCCAGGAAGAUGGAAACAUGGUAGCAGAUACUCUAGCUUGGGAUGAAUGAUUGCAAGCCCAGGAUACUAAAACCAGCCAGUUUUCUACAGUAAGGUUAACCUAGUAGAGAACCAAUCAUGAGUAUAAAUAGCUUACUGAAUUUUCUGUGAUGUGCUCAGGAUUUGUUUGUAAACAAGGCACAUAGUUUUGUUGUUGAGUCUUUAAGUCAAAUGAAAUAUUACAGGUAAUGGAUGAUAAUGGCGUCAUGCCAAAUAGAAAAAGGCAGAAAGUAAAAAAGAACAAGGAAAAUUAACAAUAUCA